Eleginops maclovinus (Patagonian blennie) is the source of this 7460-nucleotide messenger RNA. RefSeq names its product syntaphilin b (gene snphb). Bases 245 to 2542 code for a protein of 765 amino acids. The record is from RefSeq and is a predicted model, not a curated record. The transcript is spliced from 7 exons. Gene Ontology annotation, cellular component: cytoplasmic microtubule; mitochondrion. Lineage: Eukaryota; Metazoa; Chordata; Actinopteri; Perciformes; Eleginopidae. Gene Ontology annotation, biological process: neuron differentiation.
AGCGCACCUCCUGCAUCCCCCUGGCCCGGCCCCCCUCUCCUCUCUUCCCCUGCUCCCCGGGUGUGUGAGCCUGCAUCAGCGCUCCAUCCAGCGGAGGAAGAACCGCAGGGAGACCAUGAAAAGCGAGGGGAUGGAAGCGCGGAAGGACUAACAUCACCACAUGAAAGGGGACACAGGCUGCAGAACAGAGAGACGAAGUGAGGACGGAAGAAGCUAAAGGUUACGCAAGAGGCGUUCCGGCUCCAUGUCUGCCCCUGCUCCAGCCAAUCGGAGGUCUGGGUUGGGCUCUCGUCGGUUUGACUACUGCAGGUUCAUAGAGCUAGACUACGUUCCUAUGGAGACAGACUAUAUGGUCUCAAUGCGCCAGACAAAAAGCCUUGCAUCGUCCAAGUCACCGACUAAGGGAUACGCUUCCACCAAGUCUCCUGAUCGCCACAGCAGGCGGACACCGGCCACGCCUAGUAAUAGAGAUCCCUAUGGCAACACCCCCCUCAGCAGCAGCAGCAACUCAGGCUCUUGUAAAGGCAGUGAGUGCAGCCCCACCAAAGGUCGUCACCCGAAAUAUACGUCAUGUACGGACAACCAUGGCAUCCGGCCACCUCCACCAGAGCAGUACCUCACACCGCUGCAGCAGAAAGAGGUGUGUAUCCGACACCUGCGGGCCAGGCUAAAGGAAACCAUCAACACUCUACAAGACAGGGACACAGAGAUAGACGAUCUGAGGGGCCAGCUUUACAGGAUGCAGGAAGACUGGGUUGAAGAGGAAUGUCACCGCGUUGAAACUCAACUGGCUUUGAAGGAUGCGCGCCAGGAGAUCCAGCAGCUCAAACAGGCCGUGGACACUGUUCGCGACAGGCUCAGUGAUGCUGGGGGGCUGAGUGGCGACAUAGGGGUCCAGAAGUACUUUCAGGACAUCAACACUCAGAACCACAAGCUUGAGAACCUUUUGAUCAACAUGGAGCUAGCCCAAGCUGGAUUAGCCAAGGAGGGGGAACCCAUACCAGGCUGUCGCACCCGUGUUGGAGGUUCGGCACCAGCGUCGGUUUCAGGGGAAAGUCCUGGAAUACCCAAACCGGCAGUAGGAGGCAGGGGGUCUUGUUCCUGUGACUGUUCUCCAGCCCGUUCUUUGACGAGGAGCUCCACCUACACUAAGCUCAGUGAAGAAGCACUUGGGGACCGCAAUGGCAACGGCCCCGACUAUCCUUGUCUGUCAGGUGAUGGCACCCAGGAUAGUGGUUUUGUGUGUUGUGGGGAAAGCAACAUCACCAGCCGGGCCGACCUGCUGCUGGAGGCCGCAUUCCUCUCUGAAGAAACAGCAUCUUUACUCAACUCCUACGCACAGAUGCCACACUCCUCCACCUAUGAGAAGCUGUGCACAGGCGAGCGGCUUGCAUCCCUUCGUUGUGGUCUAGGCGGAGCGGGCUGUAGGAGCCAUCCCUGCCUGUCCCACCACCACCUCUACCUGCACUCCUUGCGGGAGACCGGCAUUCAGACAGAAAGCUGCCCCAUCCCCGCAACGGCAGGUUACCCCUCUGAUCUGGAUACCAUAGCGGAGCAACGUACUUUCCGUUCCCAGGCCUGCAGCCCCACCUCCACCUGGAUGUCUGAUGAGGGCGAUGAGGAGCUGGACUCCAUUACCACCACAACUUCAAUAACCACUGCAACGAUGAUGAGUACGGCCACAGAGCCGAUUCUGGUCACCAAAACACCACCAGUCCAUUCCUUACCACGGUCUGCCACUGUAGCGUGCUCUAUGGAAAGUCCUCUGUGUGGGGGAGAGGAAGAUGUGGAGGAAGAGGAAAAGCAAGACAAGGAGAACAGAGAGAAGGAAGCUGCAACAAUGGCGCAGCAGGAAGAAACAACAGUAGUUAGAUUGGCAGAAGAAGAGCAGCAGACACAAGGGGGCUCAAUGGGAGGGAAUGAGUUGGAAGUUCAGGGUACAGAAGAUGAUUUAACAGAGACAUCAGCAGGGAUGCAGGGUGAGUUUGGAGGAAGCUGUGAAGAAAUCAGACAGGUUGGGUCAACACUAGAAAACCUCAGCCUGGAAGACAGCCAGCAGGAAGUUGGUCUAGCAGCAGGAUCACCCCAGAUAAAGAAAGCAGAACUGAGUCCCAGUUGCUCAGGAUUAUCCCCGGACAUAGAACAGCCUCACACCUCACAACCGAGGAGAUCCACUUCCGAGGAGAUCGCCAGUGUCACUGUGGUGGAGUUGCAUGAUGAGGACAAUGAUGAAGAUGAAACUAAAGAACAAGGCGCAACAGGGGGCGCAACACCCGAGGAGGAUGAGUCAUCGGACUCUGGGACAAUUGUGAAAAGCUACUGGAGUCGUCACUUCCUGGUUGAUCUUCUAGCAGUGGCAAUCCCCGUGGUGCCAACACUGGCGUGGUUCUGUCGUGGCCCCGCCCGUGGUGAGCAGCCCAUAUAUCAUAUAGGGUCGCUGCUGCGGGGCUGUUGCACUGUGGCGCUGCACUCACUGCGCAGGGGAGGUGGGUUGAGGCACUACCCUGCAGGCGGGGGAGACAUGGGUGGAUCACAGAUAUAAGAGGAGAAUCUGGUCCAUCCUCUGUGGUCCUUAACUACGACCUCUCCUGUGUGGGUCUGGGUCCUUCUCUUGUGGGAAAAUACCUCGAAGGAAAGGGGAAGAAACAACCUCCUGUCCUGCAUUCUUCCAAGGUUAACAGCUAUGGGGAACAUCCGGGACAGGAAUUCUGCUUUUAUGACUAAUAUCUCUAACUGGUUAAGUCUGUUCUGUUUGGUCCUACUCCUUAUCGUCUCCCAAACACUGGUCCUUGCUGUUGUUACCAAGAUGUCUGCUAACACUACUGACUUGUGCAAAACUGAAUGAGCUGAUUGGAAUGAAUGAUCUAUGCUUGAAUGUUUAACGCUGAUUGUUUUCUUUUUAAAUGCAGGAAAAUGUUUUAAGGUUCAUAGAUCUGUCUACCAGGCUGUCUUGAAUUGAAAAUGUUCAAAUGAUCUUGUGUAUGUAUAAAAAUGUGUCCAUGUACAACACUUCGCUCACUGACCAGUGAAGGGAGGAUCCACUCUAAUUCAGAUUUCACACAUGACCUAUGACUGCAGACAGUUUUCAUUGAGUCAUUGGCAUCUUCUAGACCAAACAACAUAGUGCUAUCACUAUCAAUAACGACAAUGUCGUCACAGAACCCUGGUUGAUCCAAGGGGUAGAACACACUGAAACACUGCAAGGCAUUAAGAACCUUCAGCUCUGUUAGAGGAGAGAUCCAUUCUGUUGCAGCUUCAACUCUUUCUGUUUAUACAAGGAAAAUUAAGCCAGAGAAUGACAAGAAUGACUUCUUGGAUAAAGACUUGUAUUGAGCAGGAAAUUAGGCCACAAAUAACUGCCUUAGCAAUCAGUUGGUGGUUGUCAGUUUAGCCAAAGAAAUAUUUGACGGAAAAACAUCUGACAAUCGAUUGAUUUUGCCUUUAAAUUCCAUUCUCCCAGGGGACAUAUCAACAUCUAAUUCUCCUUUAUAUAAGGUGAUUUGCAAUUGAAGCUGUAUUUCAUUUCCUUCAACCCCAGCAUCCAAGGACAACAUUUCUUCCCUGCACCUCUUUAUAAUGCUAUACAAAAUCAAAUUUCAAAGGUCAGGACUUGUGGGACAGGGAUUUGUUGACUAUUAUAGAAAAUGAAUGAGAGCUGGUGGCUGUGUGCGGUGUGUUUCUACCCUGAGAGUAGAUAAUUACUACUAACCCGAUUAACAUUACAGAAAUUAAAGAAAGCAGAUCAGAUACAAAAGUUCAAACUCAAGCUCAAUAAAUCCACAAACUUCGUCCCAACUUAAUUCCACAAAUCUAUAGAUUUUUCACCUGAGCAGAAAAUGCCACCUGUUUUAUGACUGAAGGCAAACUACAUAAUGUGUUUCCUUUUCAUCUUCUAGCUACACAGUUUCUACUUUUUCACAGUUUAUCUCAACACUUAAAUAGACGUUCAACAAUUAGUUUUCUUGCCGCAAGCUAGAUGAGAAGAUGAAUGACCCUCUAAUGAUUGUACGCUAAAUAAGAAGCUACAACCUACAGGCAGGUAGCUUAACUUAGCUUAGCAACGAGACUGGCAGCAAGGGGAAACAGCUAGCCUAGCUCUUACCUAUCCACUGUUUUGGUAGGGAUAUUAUGUUUUGUUAUUAUUUAACCUGUCCUCAGUCAUACAGUUGUUAAACUGAAUUCAAAGCAAACUCAGCUGAACUUUUGAAUUGUUGAAAAUAAAUAAUCUCCAAUUGGGUUACUUUGGUCAGACACUUGUUUGUAGAUACUCACUGGGUCAGUUUGACACUUUGAUGUAGAUCUGAAUAAAGUGAGUUGUGCUUAGUCUGUACUCUGUGCUGUAUAUUUCUGCUAACCUAAUGCUCUCGUGGUAUAGUUUAACUGUCACUCUGGUAGUGUGUAUUUUAAAGUCCGCUGUACAAGAGUUAGUCAGUCACUGCAAAUUAAAUCAAAAUUGUUUAAUAGAUUAUUCUGCAAAGCAUUUGUGGACAUGGAGGACAUGUUAGUGAACUCAAAAUGUAAAUCAAAAAGAUACCUAAGUUGUUAUCACUUUAAGGAUCAGGGUGUUUACUUUCUAUGAAUGUGAGAAAUAUUAUUUAAAAUUUCUUAUGUUGGCUGAUCUUGUGCAUAUAUUUGGGUUCAUAUGUCCUAAGGGUAAAUAAGCAGCCUGUGACUGUAUAAUCAAACUUGUCUAAAUGUCAAACUCACUCUUAUACAACCAGCAAAAAUAGCCUGACACCAACUGAGCUGUUUAAUUAUUUGGUGAGGAAAUAUCAGAAUGAAUGUUUUUUGGUUUUUUUGUUGACAUAUUUUGCACUAUUGUUCACUUUAUGAAUUUUAAGCAAUUACUUGAAGUUGAGAUUGUAUGUGUGUCGAAAGUGUUUUGUGUCCACUGAUUGUUUUGUUGGUCUGCAGUUUAACAUAUAGUGCUGGUCAUGUUUAGAGCAAAAAUAAAACAGGUGAAGUGUAGCUAAAAUAAUGCAGAAAAUUCAGGUAGAUCUUUAAAAAUAAUAAUACAAUACAUGUCAUUAUUUUCUGUGAAUACUGUAAAGCAGUUGCCUUUCAUUCAUGCUUUUUGAUUUCAGCUCUUGACCACAAUAUGUAUCUACAAGCCGUACAAAUAAUGGACAUUCAAGUCUAAAUGCUGAUGUAAAAACAUACACUGGUAGAGAAUGAGCAGUGUUUAUGCUACCGGAUCAAAUUAUGUAAGUGUCAGACGUCAGUGACAAAUUGACAAUCAUGACAACCCCCUGUCUGUGUUUAGUUUUCUGCAGUGGCCAUUAUCAAUGCAUUAAGAUCCAUGAAACAAUUGAAGGAAUGCCUUAGAAACAAAGGACUGCCUCUUCUCCACUUCCACUGUUCAAUAUUUGCUCAUCUAGAACCUCAAAAUCACGGUCUGACUCAUGAGUUGUGUUCCCAUCUCCUGACUUUAUGAGCUGCUGGGCUAAAAUGAAUUAGGAGGCUAAAACUAUUUCAUGUUUUACAAAAAGCCAUAUACUCCCGUGAGAAUGUGUUUUUAUGUUUUGUGAACCAAAUCUUUGAUGAUAGAAGUCAUAUAAAUGAACUACAUCAGCAUUGGAUGUAAUUUGAUUGGAUGAUGUAAAGAAGAAAGAGUAUAUUUAUUGCAAUCCAGGUUUAGGUUUGUUGUUGGGUGCAGCAAUCAUCUCAGCCUCCUUUAUUUACCUCUAUGCACAACAGUCUAUACUUUAGCUGCUUAUAUUGUAAUAUAAUGUAUGUGUGUCUGAAAAGUUUUUUAAACUGUUGUGCAUUUUUAUUAUUGUAUUAGCCUCCAAAGCCCAGUUUUGUUUUUAAUUUUAAUUUUAAUUUUUAAUUCAUUUUGUGCUUUGAUUUUGUUGAUAUGUUGUGCAAACAAGACAUAUAGCUGAGGGGUGUACUAUCAUAAGGGGUAAAACAUCUGCACAAUGUAUUAAGGCAUCCAUUUAGGUGUAGAUCACAUUUGACUGUCAUUUAAACACAAAAUCUCUCAAAUUGUCUUUCUAAACUAUUGUUGCUUUGUUACUUAAAGGCCCAAGCUAAAUUAAAACAAAUUGGUCAAAUCCCAAUUUGUUUUACCAAAAACCACAAAAAUCGGUUAAAAAAUGUUGUUGUUUUUUGCUGUUAAUGGCUUUCCAAAAUUGUUGUUGCGUUAAUGUCUAAAAAUAUAGCAUGUUAACAUGACCAAACUGGUGUUUUAAUAUCAAGAUCACAAAACACAUUUAUUUGCUCAAUUGACCUUUCAUAAACUCUACAUAUAAACACACACACAAAUCUUGAAUACAUUAUUGGCACUAGUGAACUUCCGAGGCGUUGUCAGCUAACCCAAAUAAAUCCAGAUUCCUUCAGAAUAACUUCGUAGUACACCCCUCACACAAGUUAUUGAUCAAAUGUGUCGCAUACACACAAACUACACAAUUAUCAUUCAACACCUUUGUGCACGUGAUUCUCUUGUACACAACAUUCAUUAUGUUUUGUGCAUAAGAUCAUACAUUUUGCACCAAAAUGGUCAUUUGUGCACGCAAGAAAGCAAUGAAAAUAAUAAUAUAUGUUAUUCUCUCGUGCUUACAAGAUUUAAAAACAAAAAUGUUUGGGUGGCUUCUGUAUUCAAUAGCUUUUUAUGUGUUUAAUGUACACUGUGUUUCCAACAGGCCUGUAUAAGGCCUUUAUGUCUGCAAAUACUUAUCCUAAUAGGGUCUGGUGAAGAUAAAUGCAUUCUUGGAGUCAUUUUGGCCCUUACAUUUUCCUAUUCAAUGAAUACCAUGGCCCCCAGCACUUGUUUAGGAUUCCAACCAUUGUUAUAAAUGCUUCAAUUCCAGAAAAGGGUUGAUUACAGGGUGUCAUUUAUUUAUUACAAUUCUAUUCUCACUUUCCUUUGAUCAAUCCCGUGCAGAACUUUCAGAACCCAUUCAAAGAUGAUUGCAAUGCUAAGGAGGCCAUAAACCUGAGUUGGACACUGUUCAAAAUGUCCUAUUUUUGUCCCAUAAUGCACCUGAACUUCCUGCUGUAGUGUUGGUUGUGCCAGUGUACAGUUUGAGUGGAAGGGGGGUGACUGAGUGAUUAUAUACUACGUAUAUCCUAAAACACAUAUGAUGCUGAAUAUUAUUGUGGGAAGAGACGAGGAGGUGGGUGUGUUUGGCUUCUUUAUAUUGGUCAAUAUUUGAAUGUGUAUUGUCAUUUUAUGCUUUAUUCCUUGUCUGACUGUCUGAGUAUGUGUUCCAUAGCCUAUGUAAUGAUAGUUAACGUAAACAGAGCUUAUACCAAGUCAUUUAACAUACUAACAUAGAAGGAGUUCAAUGCCUGGUAUAGGAAUUUAGCUGACAUCCUUAAUAUUUACAGAUAAUGUAAUGUAAAUGAACUAUUUUAAUGGCAAUAGUAGUGUGUAGAGACAUCAACAUUCACACUCCCACCACACUGUAUAAAGGCAGACCAAGAGCCCCUAUAUUAAACAGCAUGGAGGAAACGUA